Rhinocladiella mackenziei CBS 650.93 is the source of this 1257-nucleotide messenger RNA. Its product is annotated as cytoplasmic tRNA 2-thiolation protein 1. The record is from RefSeq and is a predicted model, not a curated record. NCBI's taxonomy places the organism in Eukaryota, Fungi, Ascomycota, Eurotiomycetes, Chaetothyriales, Herpotrichiellaceae. Gene Ontology annotation, cellular component: cytosolic tRNA wobble base thiouridylase complex; mitochondrion. Gene Ontology annotation, biological process: tRNA wobble position uridine thiolation. The transcript has a single exon. Gene Ontology annotation, molecular function: tRNA binding. The coding region runs from base 1 to 1257 and encodes 418 amino acids.
AUGCCGCCAACUGUCUGCCAGCUCUGUGAGAACACCAGGGCAGCGGUAGUCAGAUCAAAAAACUCUCAGAAGAUCUGCAAGCAAUGUUUUCUUUCAGUGUUUGAGGAUGAGGUCCAUGAAACGAUCGUGACUAAUAAUCUAUUUCGCCGGGGAGAACGGGUGGCCAUAGGCGCAUCUGGUGGUAAAGAUUCAACCGUUCUUGCUUCAGUAUUGAAGACUUUGAAUGAGCGACAUGAUUAUGGGCUCGAACUUGUCCUAUUGUCCAUCGAUGAGGGUAUUAAAGGCUACCGGGAUGACAGCCUAGAAACUGUGAAACGAAAUGCAAUUCAGUAUGAGAUGCCUUUGGAAAUCGUGGGGUAUGAUCAGCUCUAUGGUUGGACCAUGGAUCAGGUCGUUGCUCAGGUAGGCAAGAAAGGAAACUGUACCUAUUGUGGAGUCUUUCGAAGACAAGCACUAGACAGAGGUGCUGCCAAGCUGGGCAUCAAACAUGUUGUCACUGGUCAUAAUGCUGACGACGUCGCCGAAACCGUCAUGAUGAAUCUUCUGAGGGGUGAUCUACCUCGACUAGCAAGAGCGACCUCUAUUGUCACCUCGAGCGCAGCGAGCGACAUCAAACGAAGCAAACCGCUGAAAUAUGUCUAUGAGAAGGAGAUAGUGCUUUACGCUCACCACAAGAAACUGGACUACUUCAGCACAGAAUGUAUUUACUCGCCUGAGGCCUUCAGAGGCAGUGCGAGGACAUUGAUCAAAGAUCUGGAGAAGAUUCGACCAGCCAGCAUUUUGGACAUUGUCAAGAGUGGAGAGGACAUGGCUGUGCUUGUGCCUCCUGACGUAAGCGGUUCUGCGUCAUGUUCUGGAGAUGCUGAGGGGACCCACGGUGGUGGAACGCGAAAUACCACCGGCGAUUCGAUGGCACAGAUGGAGAAGGACUGGGUUGCGAAUGAAGCCGUCGCCGAAAGAGAGACCGAGAUCAAACUCCCGUCCGCUACGUCGAUUCCGCACACGAAAUCGAACUCUCAGACAGUAAGUAUUCAUGAUAAGGGGCCCAAGAGACGUCAAAAAGUGAUCAAGCAAGUCAUGGGUCAGUGUGAGAGAUGUGGCUAUCUGUCAAGUCAAAAGAUUUGCAAAGCUUGUUCACUGCUGGAGGGCCUCAACAAGAGUCGACCACGGACAUCUAUCGAAGUAGGAAUUGAAGAUGAAGAAGGGAGUACGACUUUGAUGAGGCAAGCGGCCGGACUCGCUAUGUCCGCUGGUUGA